CAUGUUUUUUGAAGCCCACGGGACUACAGCGCGCCAACACGAGUCAACCGCAGAGACAACACAGCCGAGCUCCACUCCACACAGCUCUUCCCUUUGCCGUUUCCAGUUUCCAUGGCUGUGCCCGCCCCCUUCUUCGCCUCUCCGGCCACCGCCGCCGCCACUCCCUCCCACCAAUCCCUUUCCCUUUCCAUGUUUCCCCGUACCUUCCCCAGAAGAAAGUUCGCUCUUUCAUCCUCCUCUUCGCCACCGGCCAUCCGGGUCACCUCCGCCGCAGCUGCGGAGCCCACCACCGCCCUCCAAUCUGGUCCCGCCGCGGCAUCCGAUUCUCGGUCUAAAGCCCUUCCGUUUCGGGUUGGACAUGGGUUCGAUCUUCAUAGGCUGGAGCCUGGAUAUCCUUUGAUUAUUGGGGGAAUUAAUAUUCCCCACGAGAGAGGCUGCGAGGCUCAUUCUGAUGGGGAUGUUCUACUUCACUGCGUGGUUGAUGCAAUUUUGGGUGCUUUGGGGCUUCCUGACAUUGGACAGAUCUUUCCAGAUUCAGAUCCCAAAUGGAAGGGUGCUCCAUCAUCUGUUUUUAUUAAAGAAGCUGUGAGACUGAUGCAUGAGGCAGGUUAUGACAUAGGAAACUUGGAUGCCACAUUGAUACUUCAAAGACCAAAGCUUAGCCCUCACAAGGAAGCCAUCAGAACAAACCUGUCCGAGCUUCUGGGAGCCGACCCAUGUGUCGUGAAUCUGAAGGCAAAAACGCACGAGAAAGUCGACAGCCUUGGCGAAAACAGAAGCAUUGCCGCUCACACUGUGGUUCUACUGAUGAGGAGAUAGAACCCCUCUCGCCCAUCAAUUCUGCAGUGUAGUAACAACAUUUGUGGCUCUGUUUCAAGUGGAAUGCUUGUUGUCAAUACUUUGAAUCUCUCCCCCCUUUCGUCCACAGUUUCCAGCACACAAUUGUAAGUUGGUUGUUGAAUUAAACGUUUUAAUCAUUCAACAACAUGAAAUAUGAAAAUGGUGAGAGAAGAAGUUCAGAAAUUGCCACAAUGAUUAUUAUUUUUUUUUUGGGUGAGUCGAUUUUUAUUAAGUUUUAGUUUUACACCAUCGAACUUUAAACUUGGAUAGGCAGUAAAAUAAAUCCUUUUAUGGAGAUUUGUAACAA
This is a messenger RNA of Momordica charantia (bitter melon), 1147 nucleotides long. It is a transcript of the gene ISPF, whose product is annotated as isoprenoid F. Gene Ontology annotation, biological process: terpenoid biosynthetic process. Gene Ontology annotation, molecular function: 2-C-methyl-D-erythritol 2,4-cyclodiphosphate synthase activity. Lineage: Eukaryota; Viridiplantae; Streptophyta; Magnoliopsida; Cucurbitales; Cucurbitaceae. The record is from RefSeq and is a predicted model, not a curated record.